Molecule: messenger RNA, 2139 nt
Organism: Diatraea saccharalis (sugarcane borer)
Lineage: Eukaryota; Metazoa; Arthropoda; Insecta; Lepidoptera; Crambidae
Source: the annotation of a GenBank genome assembly
AUGGACGUGAGUACUCUGCCAGAUGGCGGUGUACGUUUGAUAGAGAGGCUGACGGCCCUGGAAUCUGAGGUUCGUCGUCAGGGAGAUAAAGUUGCUAAUAUGGUCGUCGAAACAGAUAAGUCAACAGCAGAGGAUAUAUCAAAUGAUGGGAUUAAUAAGGGGAUGUCUUGGGAUGACAUACAAAAAGCCAGUAACUCGGUACAGCCUCGAAUGUUCGGCAAACAAGCGAUGGCGACACAUAUGGCGGAGCGUAACGUCAUCUUGGACCGUUUACGUGAUCUCCACCAAUCAUUAGCAUCUCGUCCGCCGGAGACUGAGUUGGCCACCGCGCCCGCCGCCCUCACCACCGAGCUGAUGCCGCAUCAGCGACACGCGCUCGCCUGGCUGCGGUGGAGGGAGACUCAGCGGCCCUGUGGAGGGAUACUAGCUGACGACAUGGGUCUAGGCAAAACUAUCACCAUGAUAGCCCUGUUAAUGGCAGACAAGGAAGGUAACAUCGAUGACGACGAAGAGGAUGACGAUGAAGAGAAGGGCAAGAGCAAUUCCAAAGUGGUCCGCGGCGGCACGCUGGUGGUGUGCCCGGCGUCGCUGAUGCAGCAGUGGGCGGGCGAGGUGCGGCGCCACUGCCGCGCGCACGCCGCGCUCGUGUGUGUGUAUCACGGCGCGGCGCGCGCGCAACAGCCGCACCGCCUCGCCGCGCACGACCUCGUCAUCACCACCUACAACAUACUGCAGCGAGACCACGACCAGAACGGUGUGUUGAUGCGCGUGCGCUGGCGUCGCGUGAUACUGGACGAGGCGCACAUCGUGCGCAACCACAAGUCGGCCACGUCGCUGGGCGUGGCCGCGCUGCGCGCCAGGCGGCGGUGGUGUCUCACCGGCACGCCCGUGCAGAACAAGGACCUGGACCUGUUCGCGCUGGUCAAGUUCUUGCGGAUCACGCCCUUCACUGAACUACAGAUGUGGAAGAAGUGGAUCGACAACAAGAGCCAGGGCGGGCAGGAGCGGCUGAGUACGCUGAUGCGCUGCAUCCUGCUGCGGCGCACCAAAGCCCAGCUGCAGCAGCGCGGCCACCUGCCCUCGCUGCCCGCCAGGACCGCGCACCAGAACCCCAUCCACCUCACGCCCGCAGAGAUGAACGUAUACCAGAAGGUGUUAGUGUUCUCGAAGACACUAUUCGCUCAAUUCCUCCACCAACGCGCUGAGAAAAACGCGGAUUCUCAAGGUUUUUUACCGCCCGCAAAAGAUACGGCCUACGAUAAAAUGCACAAGAAGAUGAUCGCCCUGCAAGGUGCCAAGCCGGUGAAGUCUCACGAGAUCUUGGUACUGCUGCUGCGGCUGCGGCAGGUGUGCUGUCAUUGCGGCCUCAUCGCCGCCAUGCUCGACCCUGAAGAUACCAGCGACGUGCACGAGGACCCAGCCGGACAAGACUUACUCGCUGAACUGAACAAACUCACCAUAGAAGACUCCCGCACCAGGAGGAAGAGUGACAAUAAAGAAGAAGAAGAUAACAAAGAAGAGGCUCCGGAGGAGAGCACGAGUGUGGCGGAAGCGAUUCGCUCCGUGUUGUCCCCCAACAACCCGGUGUUCCAACUGUCGAGACCCUCCUCAAAGAUAGCCGCCGUAAUGGACUGUCUGCGCAAUGAAGUUUUUGUACACGAAGGUGACAAAGCCGUGGUGGUGUCCCAGUGGACGUCGGUGCUGUCCCUGGUGGAGCAGCAGGUGCGCGCGGCGGGCGUGCGCAGCGUCACGCUCAGCGGCGGCGUGCCCGUGCCCGCGCGCGCGCGCCUCGUCGACGCGCUCAACGACCCGCACUCGCCCGUGCGCGUAAUGCUAUUGUCGCUGUGUGCGGGCGGCGUCGGUCUGAACUUGUGCGGGGCCAACCACCUGUUGCUGCUCGACCCGCACUGGAAUCCGCAACUGGAGCAACAGGCACAGGACAGAAUAUACCGCGUUGGACAAACGAAACCAGUACACAUAUAUAGGUUCAUGUGCGUAGAUACUGUAGAGCAGAGUAUACGUAAGUUGCAAGACGCCAAGCUGGAAUUGGCCGAGAACGUGCUGACUGGUGCGCGGCACACGAACGCCUCCAAACUAUCCAUUGAAGAUCUUAAACUACUGUUCAACAUGGGACAGUGA